UAGUAAAUGUUGAUUAACUAUCCAGAUCGACUGUCAUUCUUUCAUCUCCGAUAACACAGAAGACAGUAGAUGGUUAACUGCAGUGCAGCCAAGGAAAUCGAAAGUAUAUCGUCAGAACUUCUACAACGUGUUGUCAACCAACAGAUUUUCUUCCUGGACUUUACUGGGUUUGGUCAUCAAUAAAUGAUUGCUAUAAUGUCUUCACCACAUCUGACAGAAUCAGUUCAGGACAAUCACAGCUGAGGAAUGAAAAUAUAAGAAUAUGUAAUACUCUACAUCAUUUGACGUAUGGAUUGAAUGAAUCUCGUGUAUUUUGUGUUACUUAAGAAAUAAAAAGAUAAGGAAAUAAAAGAAGUAAAUCAAGAUGUCAUCUCCCGAUUUUUUGGCGGUUUGUUGUGUAAAAAACGUUACUGAUGUGGAUUUAAAGAAAAUGGAAGAUGUCAUGCUGAUUGGACAAAUCAUGCUUAUUGUUACCAUGGUGAUGUGUAUUGUUUGCAUGUUUGGAGUGUGCUAUCUGGUUUUACCACGAGGAAAUCCAGGAUCAUCAAUAUUUCGGAGUUCCUCCAACAGGAUCUUGGCUGGACCAAAUCUUAAUAGCAUAAUCAGAUGUAUCGUAGCAACAAAUCUUUUGGCUACAUUGGGAUUACUGGUGCGGUGCAUAGUUUGGCUGGCUAAAGAAUAUCCCUCACCACAUUCUGUCAGCCUCGAUGGUAGACACAUAUUUUGUAUUGUAACAACAGUAUGGAUACAGUAUUUUUUCCUGUGUAAUUUUUUCUGGCACUUUCUUUAUGGAGUGGAAGCUCUCUUGGUGUCAAAGAAUAAAGAACUUAAUAUGGCAUUGAAGUACUUUGUUGGUUGGUUCCUUCCUGGUGUCUUUUGUAUAGGGGGAGCCACCGCCACAUACUUCUUUGGAAUUAAGAGUUGUAUGCCUAAAGACAAAGUGACAAAAGAUCUGAACUAUGUUAUAUUCCUGAGUCCAGUUCUCAUUGUGCUCUUACUAAAUCCUAUCUUCUUCUACAAAUCUGCCCAGGCAGCUAAGAGAGCACUUAUCUGGCACUACGGCCAGUACACGAUGACGGAAAGGAAACUUGUGGAUGCAAUCCACCUCAAGUUCAUACUGAUCUUGGCCACCUUUUCUGCAUGUUGGCUGCCAAAUCUAAUUAAUGCUACCAUCAUGAUAUCAAAUCCUUUCCUGUCUACAACAGCAGUGUAUGCCACAGUUGUCUUCAUGGGCCUAUUAAACCCACUGCAGGCUUUGUUCUCCUCUCUUGUGUUUUGGGGUAUUCCUAAAGAAUCUGUAAACUGGAGCAGAAUUUUCCACCUGAGUGAAUAUGCCUACCUUGAUUCGAGCAACAUCAAUGCUUCUCAGAGCCAUCAGUCAGCAUCAUCUCGUAGUGGCAGUGAGACAGAGCCCCUGAUCAGCUUCCGACGCAAAGAGCAAUUCUGAUUGAUGUAUCGUUUUAAUUGUGUUUAGAUAAAAAAGAAAUUGAAUUUCAUAUUUUAUUAGUUUACAGCACAACAAGCAAACUUGAUUGUUGUUUUCUCAAGUCAGAAGAUUCACUUUACCACUUUUAUAGCUUGGUCCUAGAAAGUCCUCACCUGACCUCCUGGAAGUAGGGCACAGUAAGUACUUUAUAACUAUGGCAUUGUUACUAAGUUUUAUUAAAUUGAAGUCUCUCAUUUAAUACUGAUGAAUAGAGUGAUCAAAAUGAUCAACUAGUAACAGUUGAUUUUAUUUUAAUAGCACAUUCUGUAUAUCUGAAGUAUACUGUAUUGCAGUUUAGC
This is a messenger RNA of Ylistrum balloti, 1785 nucleotides long. Its product is annotated as G-protein coupled receptor 143-like. Gene Ontology annotation, molecular function: L-DOPA receptor activity; L-DOPA binding; L-tyrosine binding. The record is from RefSeq and is a predicted model, not a curated record. The transcript is spliced from 9 exons. Bases 365 to 1447 code for a protein of 360 amino acids. Gene Ontology annotation, cellular component: melanosome membrane; plasma membrane. NCBI's taxonomy places the organism in Eukaryota, Metazoa, Mollusca, Bivalvia, Pectinida, Pectinidae. Gene Ontology annotation, biological process: regulation of calcium-mediated signaling; cell surface receptor signaling pathway; melanosome organization.